CGGACCCAAGGUGCUUUCCAGAAACUCCACCAAAAAUUGCCCUAUCUUGACUCCCAUGCUUGCUUUUUCCUCUUUUCCCCAUCAGUCGUUCUUAAGCCGGCCUUUUUUUCGCCCCCAGCCUCGUUCAUCCGUGUCCUCCUGUGGUGACCGACUUCCUCCGUCAUGCGCUGCGACUGUGCCCUGCCGUUCAGAUAAAAUCGCUUUUGGUCCUAUCGGGUCGGGACACCAACGAAAAGCCCGAGGAUCGGGACAGCACUGGCGAGUCAGCUCCCCGUCGAAUCGCUGUCCCCGGAUAUCGAAGCGGAUAGUCCGGUACUCGAUCAAAGACGCAAAACUGAAUCUAGCGCAUGGCUUAUCAUGAAUGCUGAUUCGUUUCUGGGUCUCCGGUUUACCACCCCCGCGCCUCGCUUGACCGAUUGCAGAAUCCCACCCUCGAGACAUGGUCGCACGUCUGCACUGCUCCUCAUCGUACCCUUCUCGUCAUGCUGAACCCUGACUCUCCACCAUCGCCGGCCUCCUCAGGGAGGAAACGACCGCACCCACCCACCGAACCCGCCUCGAUCCCGCCAGAGCCGUCAGCGCAAUCUCAGCCGCCGUCGACUAGCGACGGCCCCGCGACCCAAUCCCCCAACCCCUCGACCUCCAAUUCCUCAUCCUUCCGAAAUGUAUCCGCCUGUAAUCGUUGCCGCCUACGGAAGAAUCGUUGCGACCAGCGACUUCCACGAUGUCAGUCCUGCGAGAAGGCUGGCGUCCGUUGUGUUGGAUACGACCCGAUAACGAAGCGCGAAAUCCCUCGCAGCUAUGUGUACUUCCUCGAGGCUCGUGUGGCAUAUCUGGAGAAGGCUUUGAUGGAUCAUCAGAUAACGUUCAAGGACCCAGUCGCGUUCGACGAAGAGGAAGCUGUCAAAGUGGAGGCAGGCAUUGACACUGUACCAGCUCCGGUGGUCGGUUCGGAAGGUUCUAAUCCAACAGGAGGCGAGGGGACCAAUGCGGAUGGAAACGAGAAGUGGGUCACAAAGGAUAAAGAUGGUCUCAUACAAAGACGAGACAAGAGCGACCGCAGUGGCCAGGAUCCAGAGAACCAGGACCCGCACAAGGAAGACAAUUGGCGCAUAAACAAUCUCGUUUCGAACAUAGGCAUGGUGUCUGUACAAGGAACCUCGGAUCCCCGUUACUUGGGCUCAACAUCCGGUAUCUCCUUUGCGCGCGUGGUCUUUGCUGCCGUCAAGAGUUCUGUGCCAGGGAAUGUUGCGGAACGUGGCCCAAUGCGCCCCAAUGAACGCCUUCCACAUAGUGCUACAGGAACAGGCGGCAGUAGCAUGCGCGAUUCCUUCUUUGGUUUACAAACAAGGUCGAUGAUGAAAUGUGCAGCGUUCCCGGAUCGUGACCUGGCCGAAAAGUUGGUCAAUCUCUAUUUCGAACAUGCAAAUCCACAAAUGCCCAUCCUUCACCGGGCGGACUUCAUGGAGAUGCUUGAUCGUACAUAUUCGCUAGAAGAAAAGAACCGCUCCCCUCGCAGUCUUUACAUUCUCAAUAUUGUAUUUGCUAUCGGUGCUGGGAUUAUAUUCGAGGACAGGCCGUCCGACGAUAAGCAGGAUGGCCGUGACCACUCACCAUCUUCAUCUACUUCCAAGAGGCCGCGGCUAUCAAGCCAUCAGCACCAACCCGAAGAGUAUCAUGCCUCCGCAAUCAUUCAUUUGGAGUCUUUCCUGGGUAAUACUGCAUCUGGGGACGGGUCCGGUGCUCUGGAAGAACUACAGGCAGUGCUACUUCUCGCUAGUUUUGCCCUUCUGCGACCCGUGGCGCCUGGACUCUGGUACAUUGUGGGUGUUGCUAUGCGGUUGGCAGUCGACCUUGGACUGCAUUACGAAGACGGGACCGACAUCGAUACGCUUGAGGAGGAAGGGCUCAACCGCGCACAAAGCAAAAAUGCAGACAAAUCGAAGACGCGAAUUGAUAAUCGGGAGCUUGGGCGUCGGGAAUGGGUCCGCGAUCUACGCCGGCGAUUGUGGUGGUGCGUCUACAGCUUCGACCGUCUCGUCAGCUGCUGCGUUGGCCGUCCGUUCGGAAUUAGCGACCAAUCUAUCAGUACCGAGUUCCCGUCUCUACUGGAAGACAGAUUUAUCACAAAGUCGGGGUUCGUGACUCCCCCCGAGGGUGCUCCUAGCUAUAAGCAUUCAGCCCAUCAUUACUUCAAAUUGCGGCUGCUACAGUCCGAAAUCCAAGACGUGCUUCAGCAUCAGCAAGCCCGGUUCAUCAGGCAAAGGGCCCCAUCUGCUGGCCGGAGACAUAUACGACCUGACAUCACCUCUCCCUUUCUUCAAGGCUUCGAUUCCUUCCGAUCUUGGCGCCGGGAUGUCCACAGACGGCUUGUUGAGUGGCAACAAAGUGCACCCACGCGUCGCGAUACCGGGGUGAGGUUUCCUACCGAAUUUCUCGAAUUGAACUACUGGCAAGCUGUGAUCAUGCUUUAUCAGCAAAGUUUGACAGUGCCUGCUGAAUUGGCAGAUGAGAUGAUGCCGGCCGAAGAUGUGUCGAGUCCAUCAUUUUCCAAUGUGGACGACGCGGAAGAUGAAGAUGACAUAUACUAUAAGGUAGCAGAGGCAGGACAAAAAGUGAUCCGUAUCUACCGGCAGAUGCAUCGGGUGCGGUUGGUCAACUAUACAUAUCUGGCGACGCAUCACAUCUUCAUGGCGGGCAUCUCCUUUUUGUAUGCGAUCUGGCACUCUCCUCUGGUGCGAAGCCGUUUGACCCUCGACGAAGUGGACUUCACGGUACUUGCAGCCACGUCCGUACUCGGAGACCUCAUGCACAAGUGCCCGCCUGCAGAAGCCUGUCGUGAUGCGUUUGAACGGAUGAGUAAGGCCACGGUUCAGAUGUGCCUUACGACCACCGGAUUUGGCUCCCAAGUUGAUCUGCCCGGAGCCCAAGCUGAAAUCGCACGGAGACAGGCAAAUGCCCUGCAAUCAAGCCAAACCAGGCAAUAUGGAAGAGAUAUACGACAGCGUGCAUCUCAUGGCCCGCCCCGGCGGCAAGCCCCCCAACGGCCAUCGCGACCAUUGCCACGGUUUGACAUGAAUCUGGGUGACCUGUUCAACGAUAAUACUGCCGUUCCAGAACGGCCCAACAAUGGCCCUAGAAUUCCUGGACCGUACCCUGUCCGACCAGACUAUCCCGAACCCUCUGCAUCAAAUUUCCCCCCUGAGCGGGCGAUGCGGCCGCAUCCCCCGCGAACGCCGUCUAUGGAAUACUACCCUCCGUAUGAGAACUCCGUGUCGCCACAGACGCAACAACACCCGCAGUACUACUACGGGAACUCCCCGCAACCCAGCGCGUCACCAAAUAGCGUCGGGGCCAACCAAAACCCUUCACAGUACCAUUCGCCGGAAAACGACCACCCGUCCGGUCUUGGCCUUGAUUUCCUAGACUUCGACCCUACCGCCGCUGAAGGCCAACUGCCUGGGUCCGACGAAAAUGGUGAGUAUAAUCUCCAGGCGAUGCCAUCAUUAGGACACGGAGCCGGCCACAGUGUCGGAAUCGACCUCGGCUUCGGCAUGGCGAUGGAUUUCCAACAUGAUUGGAGCGAGAACGCCAAUUACGACAUGCUACAAGGCUACUUCUUCGGUGGGGCUGGGGACGCACCACCGGGGGAAGGAUAGGAUGGGUUGGAUUAUGAUGAUAUUCUUUGUCUAUAGUUGCAUCCUUUCCUCUCUUGUGCUCUGGCGGCAAAAGAAAGGAACGGGAUCGGAUGGAUGACUUACGAAACCUGCCUGCCUGUACAUGAUUAUAUCAUAUUAUAUUCUCAAGUGUGGUCUU
This is a messenger RNA of Aspergillus ibericus CBS 121593, 3816 nucleotides long. RefSeq lists its product as uncharacterized. The coding region runs from base 483 to 3659 and encodes 1058 amino acids. The transcript is spliced from 3 exons. Gene Ontology annotation, biological process: DNA-templated transcription; positive regulation of transcription by RNA polymerase II. Lineage: Eukaryota; Fungi; Ascomycota; Eurotiomycetes; Eurotiales; Aspergillaceae. Gene Ontology annotation, molecular function: sequence-specific DNA binding; zinc ion binding; DNA-binding transcription factor activity, RNA polymerase II-specific. The record is from RefSeq and is a predicted model, not a curated record.